CCCUACACGUGCCUCACCAUCUCUUCUUCUCUCACACCCUCAACUCUCUUCUGGGGUUUCUUCUCUCUCUUUAGCUGCUGCAACUCAACUCAAGUACACAACGUCAAAAGCGCAUGGAGGCCCUUGGGUCUGUCGAUGACUUCUUGGAUUUUUCAUCGGACAUAGGUGAGCAUGAUGAUGAUGAUGACAAACCUAGUAAAUCCUUUCCUUCACUUAACCCAAAAUGCAGUGAUCCACCAUCAUGUAAUCCAUUGGACCUGGAUGAUCCAAACCAUUCGUUUUCUGAGUUUGCAGAGGAGGAGCUAGAAUGGCUAUCAAACAAAGAUGCAUUUCCUGCUGUUGAAACAUUUGUUGACUUACAGUCUAUUCAACCUGACAUGACCAAGCACCAAAGGACAGCCCCAGUGCUCGAGUACAGCACAAGCAGUAGCAACAGUAAUAACAGCACUAACAGUAUUUCCCUCCUAAACAGCUAUGAUCACCUAAAGGUUCCUGUCCGUGCACGGAGCAAGGGUCGCAGUAGGCGUCACCCUGGCAUUGCUAACAACUCUAGCCAGGAAUUCUGGGGUAGACAACCGAGUAAUGAAACUUCCAAAGCAGAACAAGUGAUAAAAAUUGGGAGGAAAUGUCAGCACUGUGGAGCUGAAAAUACUCCACAAUGGCGGGCAGGCCCACUUGGGCCCAAAACACUUUGUAAUGCAUGUGGGGUUAGGUAUAAGUCUGGGAGGCUUGUGCCUGAAUAUCGUCCUGCAAGCAGCCCAACUUUUCGUAGUGAUCAACAUUCCAAUUCCCAUAGGAAGAUAAUGGAGAUGAGAAGGCAGAAGCAAAUGGGAAUGGGAUAAAAUGCAAAGUGAUAGUGACUAGUGAGUAGUGCUUUUAGCAUUUAGCCUGGUAGGAAUUAGGAUUCUGAUUUUCUAUUCGAUUUUGAUUUAUUCUAAUUUAAUUUUUCAUCCAUUUUUGCUAUGGGAUGGUUUUAGACAGGCUGUGGAAAUUCUUGAUUGCAAAUGAAGUUAGGGAAGUUUCAAAUCAUUUGUGUGCCUUUGUUAUGCUGAAAACAAGGAGCAAGUUUGAGUUCUUUUGAUUUGGCUGUUUUUUAUGCUUGUGACAUGUACUUUGAUUGGGGAUAUCAAGGAGAAGGUUAGUUGCUGGAACGAUGGUUGUGGUCCCUUGACCAGAGAGAAGCUCUUAUGCUUAUCUGAACUAAUUCUAAAUUUUUAGACAGUGGUGUAGUUAACUGUUGAGGAAUUAUGAUACCAUUCAAGGAGUUGAAGAAAGAAAGGAUAAAAUGUCUAUCUUAGAUGCAAAGACAAACAUGUUCUUUAUUAUUUGAUCCUCCUUCUAAGUAACUAAGCUGUAUGCAACAAAAUUUGAAUUGAUCAAAGUCUUGACUAAUUAGUGGCAACAUGGAUUCUUUCUGUAUUUGUUUUUGGGGUCUCGAGUCUUUCUCUUUUCGUUGCCUUCCUUGGGGACAAUUGCAAACAUAGAUACAGUUCCUUUUUUAUUAUAACUUGCUAGCUGCUUAAUAUGUUUGCUUCUUUGUAUUGUGUGGAGAAAGGAUAGUGCAAAGUAGAUUUGUAUAUUGUUCUUCAGAACUAGUCUAAGAUCCUACCAAUGAGAUCAUUAUUAUUAGUGAUGCAACAUUGAAUUUACAGAAUAAUACAUUUGUUCUAAAAAUAUAAGACAAAUUUUCAGAACAUUAAAAAAAGAAGAAAGAAUUACCACUAGAUGAAAAUGGAGGCUUGCAUGGCCAAGCUUUGGUUGUUCAAUCAGGUUCACGGUGGAAUCUUGAGCAUUGUAGGUGGUUUGUGUGAACAUGGAAUCCCCAUUACUGAAAGUGAUUUUAAAAGAGUCUUAUUCUUAUUACUUUUGCCUUCUUGUUAAAUGGGUUAUUCUUUUCUUUCUGUUGGAUUUGUAUUUGCAUUAUUUUGUCAACAAAAUAGGGUUUGUUAAAACUUCCUUGGUGUGUGUUGUUGUUGGAUGUAUGUACCUGAACCCCUCUCUGCCAGUCAAUUGAGUCAACUAAUAAUAAUGAUUUUUUCUUUGUCAAUAUGAAAUAUUUUACUUCUUUUUUAAUCUUUAUAAGCGCUAAAAUGUUUUGUAUUCGGUUGACCGGAAUUACCGAGAAGAACAAUUUUAAAAAUUUAAUAGCAUGUUUGUUUGCAUUUUUAAAGAGUUUUCUCUUUUCAAAAUUAAAAAUAAGUAUAUUUUUUAAUUUAAAAAAAUCUUUUUAAAAAUGUAAAUAAACAUGCUUUAAAUUAGUUGAAUAGUUUUUUUUUUUACUCUUAUAAUUAUUUUCCUAGUUAUAUAUAUUUUUCUCAAGAUUUGUUGCCUAAUUUGUUUUUUACAUACCUCGUACCUCUCUUCUCUUUUGAUUUCUUCUCAAUUUAUCAUCAUAUCCUUUUUUUUUUAUUAUUUUAUUUUUCCCACCGCAUUAAUUUCUUUAUAACUUUAAUAAGAGAUUAAAAGUAAAUUAUAUUAGAUACAAAGACAAACAUGUUCUUUAUUAUUUGAUCCGCUUAUUAAGGAUCAACAUGUAUGCAACAAAAUUUGUAUUGACCGAGCCUUGACUAAUUGGUGGCUGGCUACAUAGAAUCUACUUUGGUUACAAUUGCAUCACGGAUACAGUUCCUUUUUAGUUACAACUUACAAAGUAUAUGUUUGCUUCUUAAUAUUGUGUUUCUUUUUUUUUUAUGUUCAACCUUUAUGUUGUGUGUUGAAAAAAAGGCAUUGUGAGAUUGAUUUGUACAUUAUUCUAUACAGCUAGUUAAGGAUCAUACCAACGAGACUAUUAAUGUUAAUAAUGAAUUUUGAAUUUAAUCAAUAAUACAUUUGUGUGUUUCAUAAUAUAUG
Molecule: messenger RNA, 2850 nt
Organism: Abrus precatorius (Indian licorice)
Lineage: Eukaryota; Viridiplantae; Streptophyta; Magnoliopsida; Fabales; Fabaceae
Product: GATA transcription factor 1
Exons: 3
Coding region: 114-842 (242 amino acids)
Biological process (GO): regulation of DNA-templated transcription
Molecular function (GO): zinc ion binding; sequence-specific DNA binding
Source: RefSeq, a predicted model, not a curated record